Messenger RNA from Paramecium primaurelia, 210 nucleotides. The record is from the annotation of a GenBank genome assembly. Lineage: Eukaryota; Ciliophora; Oligohymenophorea; Peniculida; Parameciidae.
AUGGUAUUCAUUUACUUGUAUUGAAUUAGGGAGCCCAUAAAUCCUUAAGAAUGAAGAAAAGAUUGAUUAAGGCUAACAAACAAAAUAGACCCUUACCAAAUUGGUUCAGAUAUAGAACUGAUAACACAAUUAGGUAUUUGCAUUAUAUAAUUAUAUAGGUAUAAUUCAAAGAGAAGACAUUGGAGAAGAACUAAGCUUAACAUCAAUUGA